Messenger RNA from Melitaea cinxia (Glanville fritillary), 1299 nucleotides. Its product is annotated as alpha-N-acetylgalactosaminidase-like. Gene Ontology annotation, biological process: glycosylceramide catabolic process; oligosaccharide metabolic process; glycoside catabolic process. Gene Ontology annotation, cellular component: cytoplasm. The coding region runs from base 1 to 1236 and encodes 411 amino acids. Lineage: Eukaryota; Metazoa; Arthropoda; Insecta; Lepidoptera; Nymphalidae. The transcript is spliced from 10 exons. The record is from RefSeq and is a predicted model, not a curated record. Gene Ontology annotation, molecular function: alpha-galactosidase activity.
AUGUUUAGAAAAUGUCGGUUGUAUUUAUUAGUAUUUUUAGAAUUAGUAUCAGUCAACGAAGCACUUAAUAAUGGUUUAGCGCUCACACCACCCAUGGGCUGGCUCACAUGGCAGAGGUUCAGAUGCAUAACAGAUUGUGAAAAAUAUCCAGACGAAUGUAUAAGUGAAGCCCUUAUAAAACGUACGGCAGAUAUAAUGUUAGAUGAGGGCUAUUUGGAAGCGGGCUACAACUACGUGGGUAUUGACGACUGCUGGUUGGAGAAAGAGCGUGAUGAUAAUGGUCGUCUUGUACCAGAUAGGAAUCGAUUUCCCAAUGGAAUGAAAGCUGUAGCUGAUUAUCUUCAUGAAAAAGGUUUCAAGUUCGCCUUGUACCAGGAUUAUGGUAACAAAACUUGUAUGGGCUACCCCGGUGUUUUGGAUCACGAGGAGACUGAUAUACAGUCGUUUGUGGAUUGGGAUGUUGAUUAUAUAAAAUUAGAUGGUUGUUACGUAGACACAGCCAAAAUGGACGAUGGUUAUCCCUAUUUUGGCAAACUAUUGAACCAAUCUGGAAGACCAAUGGUUUAUUCGUGCAGUUGGCCUGCUUAUCAAAAAAAACCAGACUAUGCUUCUAUCUCACAUCAUUGCAAUUUAUGGCGCAACUGGGAUGACAUUCAGGACUCCUGGAGUUCGCUCAGUAAAAUUAUGAAUUGGUUUGCUGAAAAUCAAGAUGAUUUCGCGAAAUACGCUCGUCCAGGACAGUGGAACGAUCCUGAUAUGCUCCUAGUAGGUAAUUUUGGUCUAUCAUUAGACCAAGCAAAAGUUCAAAUGGCAGUUUGGUCGGUAUUGGCUGCUCCGUUACUAAUGAGCGUCGAUUUGAAGACCAUUAGACCGGAGUUUAAGGAAGUUCUUCUAAAUAAAGAUAUAAUCGCUAUCGACCAAGACUCUUUGGGCAAACAGGGUCUGAGGGUUUGGAACAAGUCUAAUUGUGAGAUAUGGAAUAGAAAGCUGUCAGAUGGUUCCUACGCGAUCGCAUUUGUGAACAAACGAGACGAUGGAACCCCAUAUGCUGUUAAGGUGUCUUUUGAUACCAUGAGGAUACCGAAGCAGACGUAUGAAGUUCAAGAUCUUUAUAAAGAAGAACAACCACGUUCUGUUGGCCCUGAAGUUGACUUCGAAACAAGAAUAAAUCCAUCUGGUGUGAAGUUUUAUAAGUUUAUCCCGAAAUCAUCUAACGAUGUUAAUACGGCGACGUGAGAUAUGAUUAAAAUAAAAGUAAUACUUGUUAUUGAUAAGAAAUAAAUAUGAUUAGAAAAUUUG